Molecule: messenger RNA, 658 nt
Organism: Eimeria tenella
Lineage: Eukaryota; Apicomplexa; Conoidasida; Eucoccidiorida; Eimeriidae
Exons: 1
Source: RefSeq, a predicted model, not a curated record
GAAGCAAAUAUCUCUCGCCCCACACACCACGGCCUUCUCCUGUCGGCGCACAUGCAGGAGGCCUUCAGGCUUGCGCAGCUGCCCUACCUCCAGCGGCAAGAGACAGAGGGGCCCCCAAGGGGGCCCCCUGAGGAGCCCCCCGAGGGGCCCCCUGGGGGGCCCCCCGAGGGGCCCCCUAUGGGGAACCCUGUGGGGCCCCCUGCAGGCCCUCAUGAGGGGCCCCCUGCAGGGCCCCCUGAGGGGCCCCCUGAGGGGCCCCCUGGGGGGCCCCCUGAAGGGGCCCCUGUGGAGUCUUCUGCGGAGCCCCAGCGGGCCAAGCGGCGAGGGCGACCUAAGCAAGAGCAGCAGCAGCAGAUGGAAGGUCAUGGAGCUGCUGCUGCUGCUGCUGCUACUACUGUUACGAGAAAGAGACGAAAGCAAGAGGCAGCAGCAGCACCAUCCGCAGCAGCCGCAGCAGCAGAGGAAGCAGCAGCAGCAACAGAUGCUGCAUGCGACAUUCCAUCUCUUGAAGAGAUUCCUUGCGGGCCUGGAUUUAGUGGGGCACCCUCUGGGGUUUCUUGUGGGGUACCUAAUGGGGCCCCCUGUGGGGCCCCCUGUGGGGCCCCCUAUGGGGCCCCCUGUGGGGCCCCUCCUUGCGCCUCUCCUGGUGGGUCUUUAG